GUUAAUCUGGCCUUGCGCGACGACCACCAAUGGUAGAUCUAAUUCUACCUGUUGCUGUUUCUCAUGCGACUGCUGGCCUCAGAUAUGCGGCUCGAGUCUUGAUACUUCCAAGGACCGAUAUGCCGCCAAUACUCAACAGCUCGCACCUGAUACUUCAGCUCGUCCAAACGAGGUUCCCCCCUCGUAUCCGGUUAGCCAAGGGAUGUCCGUCCCACCUACAACUUGAAGACAACUUCGCAUCAUAAUACGAUCUCAAGUUGUGUCUGAGCUUCAACUUCGAGAUUUGUGGUUACCAUCUUAUUUCGGAAACUAUUUGUCUAUUUCACGGACGUGUGUUAUUAUGAGAUAUUUGAAGACUCCAGUGCUCCUUUUAGCUCGAAAACAACACGGUCUAGUUCUGUACUCUUGUAUUGCUUUCUUUUGAUGACACCUCAACAGACAAGCUUAUCCUGCAAACAUUGCAAGGAUUGAACUCAAUAUAAUGGGAUCCGGUUCAG
Molecule: messenger RNA, 497 nt
Organism: Melampsora larici-populina 98AG31
Lineage: Eukaryota; Fungi; Basidiomycota; Pucciniomycetes; Pucciniales; Melampsoraceae
Exons: 2
Coding region: 30-245 (71 amino acids)
Source: RefSeq, a predicted model, not a curated record